CAUCGAGCAAGGAAGGUACAAGGACCAAAAUGCUGAGACAACAAGUCGAUUUGACACUUGGAGAUCAAGGUGUCAGACUGGUCAAUGGUUUGGACGCCUGCUUUGGAACAGUUGAAGUCUUUUACAAUGACACAUGGGGAACAGUGUGUGAUGUCUUCUGGGACAUUGAUGAUGCCGCUGUUGUGUGUCGACAGUUGGGAUGUGGAAGAGCAGUUAGUGCACAUAACCAGGCUCUAUUUGGGAAAGGAAGCGGUCAGAUCUUGUUAAGUGAGGUUAAUUGUAAAGGAAGUGAGUCAUAUAUCACACAUUGCCCACACCCGCAAAAAGGAUCCAAUGAUUGUUCUCACAGUAAAGAUGCUGGAGUUGUGUGUUCAGCUUCUCUAAUUGUUGUCAUGGGUGCUGUGCUAGCAGCAGCAGUGCUCUUACUGUCUACACUGUUAAUUAUAUUCUUGGUGAGGAGAAGAAAAAAGCAAAAGAUGAAAGAAAACCAGACAUUCUCCUUUUCUAGAGAUGCUGUUAAUAGGAAUGAAGAUUUAUCCCUUGAGGACAGAUAUGAAGAGAAUGAUGAGGAUGACUAUGAGAAAAUAGAUAUUGAAGAGGGACACUCUGAACAAGAUGUCAAUAUGGAUGAUGAUGACAAUGGCGACUCUAAACAGGACUAUGUCAAUGUGGACACAGAUCAUACUGAACAGGACUAUGUCAAUGUGGACACAGAUCAUACUGAACAGGACUAUGUCAAUGUGGACACGAAUGACACUGAACAGGACUAUGUCAAUGUGGACACAGAUAACACUGAACAGGACUAUGUCAAUGUGAAUAUUACAUGAUAGAAGUACAGUGGAUAAUAACUGAGGAUUUAUGAAAGUUCUUUUGAUGAAAAAUGUAAUAGCUAUUGAUAGAUACUGGGUAGGGAUAAGGAAUGAGUGGCAACCUCUUCUCUGCUGCUGGAUACCAAAUAAACACUGUUAUGGAAAGCCAGAUUAUCUUUUAAUAAUUCCAGCAUCACUCAUCAUAAUACAUUUUUUCUAGUAAUAAUUGCCAUUAAAGAGCUCUCAAAUUGGAAUACUUACUAGUAAAAAAUUCAAUUACAGAGCUCUCUUAUUUAAUUUUUACUAGUAAGAUUGUCAAUUACAGAUCUCUCUUAUUGAAUUACAUACAUCACUUAAAGCGUGAUUACGUCACUCAAGGCCAGCUAGAAGGCCUCGACUG
Messenger RNA from Xyrauchen texanus (razorback sucker), 1209 nucleotides. RefSeq names its product scavenger receptor cysteine-rich type 1 protein M130-like. The record is from RefSeq and is a predicted model, not a curated record. Gene Ontology annotation, cellular component: membrane. The transcript has 4 exons. Bases 30 to 827 code for a protein of 265 amino acids. Lineage: Eukaryota; Metazoa; Chordata; Actinopteri; Cypriniformes; Catostomidae.